UUGGCUGAGCUGUUUUCGAGUCCAUAGCAACCGUAAAGACAAACAGGGCCGAACUGGGUUUUGUUUCAGUAAUUUUCCACUGAACCGCGGUCAUUCUGUGUAACUGUAGUAGUUUUUGUAAUGGAUGAUAGAAAGCAACAGACUCUUAAACGGGUUUUUGUAAACGACGUCGACGCGUAUUCUUCAAGGCACAUCGCCGAGGUUUUAGGGAAAUGUGAAGCUGAAGAGGACUCGGACAUUGAUGGGGAAGUAGAAGAGACACCGUCUCCCCGGGGUGAACCUGCUUUCCAGGUCCUGGGAACGGUGUCCUCCUCCUCCUCCAAAGAUGGAAAACUACCGUUUCUACACCUACAGCAUGUGUCCCCGGCCAGAGAUGAGCUUUUUCAGCUGCUGCUAGGGUGUGAUGUGGUGGUGUACAACAUCACUGAAAGUUCAACACAACAGGUUGAAGAAGCAACAUGGGCAGUUACAGUCCUAAGGGAUGAAAUGCAAAACUUCAACUCCCGGAAAUGUUUCAUCCUUAUCUCCUCAGUGAUGACUUGGGCGAUGACCAAGCCUUCAGAUGACAAACCACAAGCCCCUUUCUCAGAAGAAGACUUUAUCCGAAGGAGGCCUCAUCCCAGUUUCAGGAACCACAAUAAUCUGGAAAAACUUGUACUGAAAUUGCCCAGAGGUAAAACAUCUAAGCUCAAAGGUUAUGUAGUAGCUGCAGGACUUCAGUAUGGAAUGGGAGAGAAUAUCUUUCACUACUUUUUUAAGGUUUCAUGGUUGAUGCAGGAUCCAAAGAUCCCCAUAUUUGGAAAUGGCACAAAUCACAUUCCAAUGAUUCAUGUUUGUGACCUUGGAAGAGUGAUCCGAAGCAUCAUUAAGCUGAAGCCCAAGUCAAAGUACAUCCUUGCCAUUGAUGAUGCCAAGAACACUUUAGAGGAUAUUGUAAAGACAAUAAGUGAUGUUCUCGGGCCAGAAAAGGUCGACAAGUUAACUCUGCAGGACGCCAUCACCAUGAAAGCUUUUAAGCCAGAGGAACUGGAUUGUCUUAGCAUCAACCUCCGCCUGGAUGCUUCUAUUGUCAGCGAUACGUUCAACUUUGAUUGGAUAUGUAGAGACGGGAUGGUGGAAAACAUGAAUAGGAUUGCAAAGGAGUACAAACACACCAGGCAGCUUCUUCCAGUUAAAAUCUGCCUGGUUGGCCCUCCGGCUGCAGGGAAGACGACUGUUGCCAAGAAGCUCUGCCAGCACUACAAAAUACACCACAUCAACAUCAACAGCUUGAUUGAGGAGAAAAUUACUCAGCUGAAAGAGAUGAUAAAUGGAGCUGAUCUUGAUGACAUUAGUGAACAGGCUGCAGCUGCUGCAGAGGAACAACUGGAAAUGAUUAACCAAAGCAUGGAGACGAAUCAAGGUCAGCUUGCUGAGGAUCAGUUUUUUGACAUUUUGCGAGAAAAACUGUACUCCAAGCCAUGUAGGAACCAAGGCUUUGUUCUGGAUGGCUUCCCUGAGACUUCUGAGCAAGCAAAGCUGUUUUUCUCUGAUGAGGAACCAGAGGACAAGGAUUCAGAUUUAACGUCCAAAAUACCAUGGUACAACAAAAUCAUCACCCCAGAGCAUGUGUUUGCCCUAAAUGCAUCAGAUGAUUUCCUGACAAAGCGAGUUCAAGGACUUCCAGGAAGCCUGGCUGAGAAAAUGUGCUACACCCAAGAGGAAUUUGUGCCUCGUCUGGCUCAAUACCGGCAACUUUUUAGCGCCGAGGAAACUGUGUUGGACUUCUUUGAUCACCGUGAAAUUCACCCAGAAUAUAUAGAGAUCAGCUCAGAUGAUUUAGAGUACACACUUGUUAUGAAGAAGAUAACAGAGAUUGUGGGGGUUCCUAAGAACUACGGUCCGAGUCCAGAGGAGCAGGAGGAGGAGAAUCAAAGGAGAGAAAAAGAAAGAAAGCAGAAACUGGCUGCAGAGACUGCAGAGAGGAAAAACAGGAAGCUAGCUGCGCUGGCUGAGAUGACGGAUCAUUAUGAAGAGUGGAAGAAGAACCUGUUGGUGGUGAAGCAACAGGAGUCCGAGCUGCUGGAAGCUAAAGCUCUUCCUCUCAGAAACUACUUGAUGAAGUACGUGAUGCCUUCACUGAGCGAGGCCAUGCUAGAGUGCUCCAAAAUCAAACCAGAUGACCCCGUCGACUUCCUGGCUGAACAUCUUCUACGGAACAACAAAGAGGACUGAAUAACAUUUUACAACCCUUAAACUCAUAUCUAAACUUACAUGAACAUAUUGUGAUGACCUGUUCAUGUGGAAUCAUUUUCAGACUCUCUAAAUUAAAGGUUUAAAUAAAAAGUUCAGUUUGUGGACACUUAAUCCUAUAAUAUUGCCAUUAAGUUCAUCUAAAUUUAAUAAAAGCAUAUUCAGUAAAAUGUGUAAUGUUGGACUUACAAGAAAAAAGUAACUUCAACCACCACAUUUGUGCAAAAAUUUUAAAAUCUGGAUUUGUCAGAUCAAAGCACAGGUGCCCAGCAUCUCUUUAAGAAACUCACAUCCUGCAUGAUUGGCUCUCAUUUGUGAAAUGUUGAUGCCCAGCAGAUCUAGAAAACCAACUGGAGAGAUUUGACCAAACCUUUGUGCUCAAAGGUCAAUGUUACUGAACUGAAGUUCUCCUAGCCACUCUUGCAAAUGGAAUCCAGGGACCAGGACCCACAUUUAUCUUAUCAGACAGAGCAAUCAAGAUGUUAAAGGAGGUAAAAAUCUUCCAAACUUCCCAAAGGUUGUAGCAUUUUUUUCUGUAUGUUUUGAUUUAUUUGACAUCUUUACCAUGGGUGCCAAUAAAUGUGAAAGGCACUGCAAAAACUGCACUGCAUAACCCAAAAAUAUGAACAUUUAAAGUUUUUCUUAAUGACUAAAGUACACUUUAAAACAUCUUAAAACUGUAUUGUGCACUAUGCAGAUGGAAUAAAUGACAUUUAAGUACAUUUCA
This is a messenger RNA of Girardinichthys multiradiatus, 2959 nucleotides long. RefSeq names its product adenylate kinase 7-like. NCBI's taxonomy places the organism in Eukaryota, Metazoa, Chordata, Actinopteri, Cyprinodontiformes, Goodeidae. Gene Ontology annotation, cellular component: cytoplasm. Gene Ontology annotation, biological process: nucleobase-containing compound metabolic process. The transcript has 18 exons. Gene Ontology annotation, molecular function: AMP kinase activity; ATP binding. The record is from RefSeq and is a predicted model, not a curated record. The coding region runs from base 121 to 2214 and encodes 697 amino acids.